UUUUGGUGUUGCUGCAGUUUUCUGGUGAGGAGAUGUCUGGACGAGGGAAGCAGGGAGGAAAAGCACGCGCAAAGGCUAAGUCUCGCUCAUCCAGAGCAGGCUUGCAGUUUCCCGUAGGUCGGAUCCACCGUCUGCUUCGUAAGGGAAACUAUGCCGAGCGGAUAGGGGCAGGCGCGCCAGUGUACUUGGCAGCAGUGUUAGAGUACCUGACAGCGGAAAUCCUGGAACUGGCUGGCAAUGCGUCUCGCGAUAACAAGAAAACUCGUAUUAUUCCUCGCCACCUGCAGUUAGCUAUCCGCAAUGAUGAGGAACUUAAUAAGCUCUUGGGCGGCGUGACCAUUGCCCAGGGCGGGGUCCUGCCUAACAUUCAAGCAGUGCUGCUGCCCAAGAAAACCGAGAGUCACCACCAUAAAGCCCAAAGCAAGUAACUUUUAAGUUGUCAUUGAUAAAUGACUUCUAAGUGUUAAAAAACAAAAGGCUCUUUUCAGAGCCACCUACCGUCUCAGAAAAGGCUGUACAUUACGUAACGCUACUGCUGUUAAGCAGCCAUCUUACGCGCUUGUCAGAAGUAAUACCCGUUUAAGCGCAUUUCGGGAAUGUACGGGGAUUUUCAAGGAGCCUUGUAUCAACCAUUAGUUUGAGCCUUCCUCUGUCGCAGACUGGAGUGCAGUGGCCUGAUCUCAGCUCAUUGCAGCCUCCGCCUCCUGGAUUCAAGCGAUUCUCCUCCCUCAUUCUCCCAAGUAGCUGGGAUUACAGGCAUGUACCAUCAUGUCUGGCUAAUGUUUAUAUCUUUAGCAGAGACGGGAUUUCACCAUGUUGGCCAGGCUGGUCUCGAACCCCUGACCACCCACCUUGGCCUCCUAAAGUGCUGGGAUUACAGACGUGAGCAACCAUGCCCGGCUGACUUAUUUUUUAUUAUAAUCAGACUAAUAUGACACUUUCUCAUGCCUAUGUGAUCUGUGUAAUUUUAUGUGAUUUGUGUAAUUCCAAAAUUGCUGAGUUGUUAAUUAAAAAUAAAUAUUGGCUGUUAACAAUAAAACUUUAGCAGCA
Molecule: messenger RNA, 1050 nt
Organism: Symphalangus syndactylus (siamang)
Lineage: Eukaryota; Metazoa; Chordata; Mammalia; Primates; Hylobatidae
Gene: H2AC1
Product: H2A clustered histone 1
Cellular component (GO): nucleosome
Molecular function (GO): protein heterodimerization activity; structural constituent of chromatin; DNA binding
Source: RefSeq, a predicted model, not a curated record